AUGUCAGUUCCCAUAAAUAAACCUUCAGGCAAGCGAGGGAAUGAAUUUUCUGAUGAUUCGUUAGAGUGGGAAAAUCAUUUUGUAUUGAGAGUUCCUGAAGAUGUCGCUUCGAAGAUCGACGGUAUGUUAGAUGAUCAGCAAAAUGCUGUUAAAGAAGAUUUGGCUAUCCAAUUCACAACGCCUGACAUGAGACAUGCUACUGUCAGAGUAGGGCAACAUCUUCUCAAUGCCAAAGUCCAUGAUUUGCCAUGUAUAAGUGAGGUCAUGAAAACGAUUGAUAGGAAAAACUUUUUCAAAGUUACGGAUUUAUCUCAAAUAAUGGUCUGCAGCACUGGCACUUCUCAAAUUGAGAACACUACUAAUGCCCUCACAACUGAAACUACAACAGAAGCCAGAUCCAAUACGAAGAAAGAGGUUAAACAAUGGCAAUAUCCACACGGGCUGACCCCUCCGAUGAAGAGUGUAAGGCGAAGAAGAUUCCGGAAGACUAAGAAGAAGAAAUAUAUGGAUGCCCCUGAAGUCGAGAAAGAAUUGAAAAAAUUAUUACGUGCAGACUUAGAUGCCGAGAGUAUUAGGUGGGAAAUAGUCCCGACGGAAGAUAAGAAGAAGGAAAAGCCAUCUGCGGAAGGCGGAGCUGCAGUUGACGAUCAAGCCUUAUUUGGAGAUAAGCUGACCAGUAGUGAAGAUGAUGAUGCAGAGCCAGAACAAGUGGAGGAGAAAGAAGACCAAAUUUAA
Molecule: messenger RNA, 735 nt
Organism: Auanema sp. JU1783
Lineage: Eukaryota; Metazoa; Nematoda; Chromadorea; Rhabditida; Rhabditidae
Source: the annotation of a GenBank genome assembly